ACAAUGCACCCGCCGUCCCGGUUGGGUGCCUGGUGCGGCUGGGAGCCGCAGCACCGGGCGAGGUGGGCGCACCGGGGGUGGGGGCUCCCCACCUUCAUCUAUGGGGCUGAGGAAACACCUUUCGUGAGCAGGGCUGCAGAUCGGAACGAGUGGUGCCCGCUUUUCUGCCUUUUGUCACCUCCCUCCCCUCCAUGCAGAGAUGGAGUUUGACUCGUACCAACACUACUUCUACGACCACGACGCCCAGGAGGAUUUCCACCGCUCCACGGCACCUAGCGAGGACAUCUGGAAGAAGUUCGAGCUGGUCCCCACGCCCCCGCUGUCCCCCCUGGGUGCCCCCGGGGAGAAAGGCGGCUGUUCGGGGGCGGACGAGCGCUCCGGCUGCUUCUCCCGCUACUGCCUGGCCGGGGAAGAGCCGGAGUAUCUCAUAGGGACGGGGGAGAUCUUCGGGAACCUGAGCGCUUUCAUCCUUAAGGAUUGCAUGUGGAGCGGGUUCUCAGCCCGGGAGAGACUGGAGAAGGCGAUGACAGAGAAACUUUCCACGGGAACGCAGAGGGCCACCCCCCACAAACCCUCUUUCGGCCAGGAUUUUGGGUUCAGCAGCUCGGUGAGCGAGUGCGUGGAUCCCGCUGCCGUCUUCCUUUGCCCGCUGGCCGAGAGCAAGAUCCCCGCAUCCUCGGGAUCCGAGGGCCAAAGCGAUUCUGAAGGUGAAGAGAUCGACGUUGUGACCGUGGAGAAGCGACAAUCGCUCAGCCUGAGGAAGCCGGUCACCAUCACACUGCGCGCCGACCCUUUGGACCCCUGCAUGAAACGCUUCCACAUCUCGGUCCACCAGCAGCAGCACAACUACGCCGCCCGCUCGCCGCCGGACGCCUGUCCCCCGCCAGAGCCGCCCCAGCAGGACGAGGACAAGCCACCGAGCGCUGCAGAGCUGGCCCCUGCCAUCACGCUGCCUGAGCCCGGCUUACCCAAAGCUGGCAGCGGCCCCGGCUCCGACAGCGAGGACGUGGCCAAGAGGAAAAACCACAAUUUCCUGGAGCGCAAGCGGCGCAACGAUCUGCGUUCGCGCUUCCUGGCCCUGCGGGACCAGGUGCCCGGGCUCGCCAGCUGCCCCAAGACACCCAAGGUGGUGAUUCUGAGCAAAUCCUCCGAGUACCUGCAGUCCCUCAUCAGUGCUGAGAGGAGGAUGGCGGCCGAGAAGCGGCAGCUGCGGCUGCAGCAGACUCAGCUGCUCAAACGGAUUGCUCACCUCAAGGGGCACUAGCACCCAAUGUCCCCCCCACCCUGGUCCCCACACCCCCCUGCUGUGUCCCUCUCAAUUUGCACAUUUUAAUUUUUGUUGGUUUUGGUUGGUUAUUGAACUGUUGGCCCCGGGGGGCUGGAGUACAUGGUGGUCGCUGCACGUGGGGUGGUUGUGGUGCCGCUCCCGGCUGUGGGACCCCCUCACUGUGGCAUCACCUGCCUGGGGCCGGUGUCUUGGCACCGGCUGUUGCAAGAUUUGCCCUGCCCAGCUUUCUCAAGUGACUGCUUUGAUUUGUGGGCUAACAGCGAUCCCCUGCUCGGCUGGACCGUACCUUACUUUCUUACCACUUCACAUAGUAGCUUGUCUUGGAUUUUUCUGUUCUAGAAACUGCUGCUGUAACUACGAGUCUUAUACUGGAGGCUGUGUUUUUAUACUGUAUUUUUGUACCACUUUUGGAGAAGUAUUGGUAAAGAGUUUGCUUUUUAUAUAUAUAUAUAUAUAUAUAUAAACUUUUGUUUUGGAGGGGGGUUGCUGCUGUGGGGGCGGGCUCAGUCCUGCUGCACUUUAGGGAGAUCAGGAAGGGGCUGGUUCCUGCUGGACCCUUGAGCUGAGUCCUCACUGAGGCCAGUUCCCCCCUUGUAGCUCUCCAAACCACCCAUUUGCAAUAACAGGGGAUGUUGUUUUUCCCCUUUCCCAUCCCUGUGACCCCCUUUCCCACCUUUGCGAGCACCCCCUCACCAGCAGCCACAUGAAAUCCCCAGCAAAGCUUUGACCUUUGUAGGAAGCUGGGCUGGAAGGGGCAGGUUGGGAGCAGGGGGGGCUGUGCUGCAUUUGAGGCUUCUCCCUGCCUGUGCUGUCCUGCUGGCCAAGCCGUGCUGGGGUACAGGGGUGACAGAGUCCCCUGUCCCCUCCCGGGGGUGCUGGCAGGGGUGGCCCCAUGGGACAGCACCCUUGGGUCCCCACUGACCUGCUGAGAACCGUUAGAAUUAACACUGUGGUUGGAUUUAGCACUUUCUUCGUUACCUCACACUUCAUAAAUAAAUAAGUUUGCAACA
Molecule: messenger RNA, 2298 nt
Organism: Columba livia (rock pigeon)
Lineage: Eukaryota; Metazoa; Chordata; Aves; Columbiformes; Columbidae
Gene: MYCL
Product: MYCL proto-oncogene, bHLH transcription factor
Exons: 2
Coding region: 200-1264 (354 amino acids)
Biological process (GO): regulation of transcription by RNA polymerase II
Molecular function (GO): RNA polymerase II cis-regulatory region sequence-specific DNA binding; DNA-binding transcription factor activity, RNA polymerase II-specific; protein dimerization activity
Source: RefSeq, a predicted model, not a curated record